AAGCGAAAAGGAAUUGCUGUAACUGUGAAGAACGUGUUCGUAAACAAUUAUGGAAAGACGAACUGCUCGACUUUGGAUACACAUAUAGCUAGGACUAUUGCUAUACGGAGAUAAAUUGAUACUAAAGUGCGUGAUCCCAAAAGUGUUCUGCUCUAAACAGCCGAGUAAAAUCUAUUCACUUAUGGCGUGGACUGUCUACAUUUGUGCUUAGGCUAUUCCAAACAGAACCAUGACCUACCGCUUGCUUUCAGCCUUGGGUGUUCUAUUGGGAAUUGCCCCAGGAGGUAAUGGAACCAGUGGUUUCCCCGCUGCUGACUUGGAAACGUGGAAACGUGGAUAAUCAAGAAGUAUCCAGAACUUAUUUGUUUAAGGUCUUGUAUGAUAGUAACAUGAAUCUCUUUUUCUACUUUAUUAUUUCUCUUGUAGUGGCCUGGCUCAUAUCUGAGAGACGCGUAUGUCUUGGAUCGCCAUUUCUUUUUGAACUCGAGGACAGUGUGAGAAGUACAUACAUAAAGUUGUACUUCUUGAGAAACCGGAGAGAGAGGAUAAUUGCAACGGGCACAGAGAGUUUAGACCCCCAGUAUCCAUUUAAGGACAACGGACCAUAUAUACCAGAAGUAACGGAAAGGCAUGAAGGGGAAUAUUAUUGGGCAGUAAAUAAUGUUCGUAGCAAAUAUAAACACAUCAGAUUAAUUCUUAAAGACUGCAGCACUCAUAAAUAUUUGGAUUAUGGUGAGGAACUCAAACUGGAUGUGCCGAGGGACGCUUCUGUGUUGGAGUUCACCCCUUUCGACUCAGUUUCACGCUGGGUCUUGUGGAGCCGGAUAAAUGCAAAGAAUGAAAGGGGAGCCAGGGGAAUGGUUGCGCUUGGUCAAUGGAGAGCAGAUAGGAUGACCCCAGCUGAUGUCGGCAGCUACAUUUUACGCAGGGAAAGUGGAGGCCAGAUCUCCCAUACAGUGGUCAAAGUUCAAGCCAAAACAGAAAUAGUUGAAGUGGCUGAUGUAGAGAACUGGAAUACCUUUGUUCACAUCCCUACACACGAGGUUGUUGUUAGUUACAUCACGCCUGCUGCGGACCAGAGCUAUACCAUCUUCCAGAACGGCUUGGAAACUGACAAGGGUUUCAGCCUUUUCAGGGAUCGCAUAAGACUGGAUAAUUCGUGGGCUGGUCGGACAAAAUUCGGCAUUUGGAAAGUGCAGCCAAGUGACGCAGGACUAUUUGAGAUCCGCGACAAGAAGGGACAUCUGGCCAUGUCCAUGGAUCUAGUCAGAGGAGAAGAGUUUGACUGGAGCAGUUUAAUUAUGCCCCUGGGUACAACUGCUGGUGUCAUAGCGGGGCUGGUGUGCUGUUGCUGGUGCUGUUGCAAAGUCUGUAGUGACAGUGACGACAGUGACAAUGCUGCAUCCACGGCUGUUUCGCCAGACACUGAACCUCCUGUCCAUUUCCACGUUCCUCCCUCAACCCUGAACCCCUGGGAAAGCAGUCCACCCCCAUAUGUUCCUGACCUUGUUCCCAGUCCAGUGAUUCCUGUUGCUCCAUUCAAGGCUCUAGAUGAAGGCUCUGGAGGUGGAGCUCUUGGAGGAGCAGGAGCAGGAGGUGGUGAUAUUGUUGCCCCAAGUGCACCCCUUGAUCCUGGGCUGCGGUACCAGCCGAGAGCCUGGGGUAGUGGCCUGGAUGACUUCCUGUCCAGCUCUCCUCUCUGCUUGGACACCACCGCUGCUGACAGCAGCACCUACACCUCAGCCAAGCUCAACUUCUAGACUGGUUGCUGUUGAAAACAAAACAAAACUUUCCUACAUGUAGUACAUUCUCACUUCACCUAUACACUGAGUGAAGGCCUGCCAACCUACAGUAGAUGUACUUUAAUAUAAAAUACAUCUCUUAUGCAGUUUAUCAGUUUUAAAUUAUGCACAUACUGUAGCUGGUGAUGCCUUAUGAUUUUGGCCAGAUAAUUUCAAGAUGGCGCAUGGAUAUUAGGCCAGUACAUUUUGGGGUAGUCCUGUACAGGUAAAUCACUGAAAGCAUAAUCUCCAUAGGAGAGGUAGUCAUUGUUAUUGCAACUGAAUGUUUAAUCAUCAUGAGGAGCAGAUCAUUCCACUCGUAUUUAAAAAUCUGUCCUGUGUAUAUUGGGGAAAAAAGAAAACAGCACUUUUCUUCUGUCACACGCACGCUAUUUGCUUAUCCAGCAAAUGACGAUGUCCACAGAUAGACAAGGAAGAGAAUGUAGAGAUUUUAUGAAAGUAUGAUGCCAUAUCCGCCACCCGAUCUGGUAAACUUAAAUAGUUAUAAACAUACAUAGAUAUAUACUUUCUAUAUAUCAGAAAGUAAUGACGUAAUACUAAAUGAGAAGCAUUUUCCCAGUGAUGUGUAAAAGCAAGAGGGCUACCCAAAACGCUCCAUUAAGGUUGGCAGGUCUGACACAUAUCCAUACGUGUAGUAGUACCCGAGAUGUAAAAGUCCGGCUUCAGAAAGUAAAAGUAACUGCCAUGUAUUGGUUCUACUUAUGUGCUUAGCACAGACAAUUUCACUAACUAGCUGAUCUACCUGGCUUAAGAGUUGUGCCAGUUAGAAUCAGCUGAUUAAGUGAAUGGCUGGAACAAAAAUGUGGCAGAACUUCUACUCUUUGAGGCCGGACUUUAACAUCUCUUAGUAAUAGCCUCUUCAAAACCUGUGUGCACUGCGCCUUCUCUACUUCUGUGCUGGAGCUGAUUUGCAAAUACCACUUUUUCUAUGUGUUUUUUUUGUUGUUGUUGUUUAAAACAGUCAAAAUGGCAACAGAACGUGAAGAUUUUUUUUAAUGUAAUAUCUGUGUUCAGCGUUGCCAAGGUAUCCAACAAAGCUGCUACUACUAAACAGGUUAGCGCCCUGUUCUGACCAUCUGCUAGUUGCAUGUUCACUUUGUAUAUCAAUGCAAAUCAAUGGAAGAAUGCCUCUAAGAUUUUCUAAGGUGCAUUAAGACAACUUAAAUCCUACAAAGUCUGUUUCAAUUCAAUCCAAAGGUCCAAUCUUUUUUACUGACCUGUUACUGUGUCUGUUGUCUUUUAAGCCUUUCGAUGGGUAAUUUUUCAGGUCAAGUUGGUCUGUCGUAAUAUGUUCAGCAAGAGUCUUUUCACAGGAUUGCCUUUUGUUUUGUUUUUGUAUUUUUAUGCAGUGUAAUCAUACUGGAAUUUCUUUUCAACUUUUUAACAUGUUUGAAUAUGAAUAGGUAAUUUCAGUUACAACAAGAGUGUACCCAUAUAAGAUAUUUACUGAAGUGCCACAGAUUAUUGUAAUGCAAACAAAGAUGAAUCUCUGGGAAACAAAAACUACCAUCGUUUCUGAUGUGUCUGGUUGUAGAAGUCAACGACUUCAAGCAACACAAUGAUCAAACUACCUUCAACUCAUUCUGCUGCUGCACUGACUUACAAUAAAGGAGUCUCUGAUACUGUGUACCUGAAA
This is a messenger RNA of Sardina pilchardus (European sardine), 3438 nucleotides long. RefSeq lists its product as uncharacterized. Bases 288 to 1760 code for a protein of 490 amino acids. The transcript is spliced from 10 exons. The record is from RefSeq and is a predicted model, not a curated record. Lineage: Eukaryota; Metazoa; Chordata; Actinopteri; Clupeiformes; Clupeidae.